AACUCCCCUCUGUCUUUCUCUACAAAUGAAGCAAAGGAAAGGUAGAAAUGUGAUUUUGUUCUUUUUUGUCUUUAUUGUCAGAGUCACAGGUGUCUUUCUUUUCUGAGAUCUUCCUCUUUCGGUACUACGUAUUUCACGAUUCGUUUCGUGCUCUUCUCGACUAUUCCCCUCUGUUCCUGUAAAAACUGUCUCAUUUGCUCGCUAAACUCUCAGUUUUCCCAUGGAGUCUCUGACACUCGGUCGUGUACUCUCUUGCAAAUUAUCCACCAAUAUAUCUCGUAAAGUUUGCAGUUUUAUGCCGAGUAAGCAACUGGGUUUUGGUCAUUUUUUGAGAAGGAGUUUUAAAAAUGUGAAGUUGACGGUUGUAAAAUCGGAGGAAAGUGGAAAUGGAGGUGAGUUUGGCGGUUUAGCCGACGGCUCUAAUUCCAAUGCUGUUGAAGAAGAAGAAGAAGAAGAAGAAAAGAAAGAAGACGAAAAGGAAAAGCGUGGUCUUAUGCUGGGAAUAGACAGGGAUGACUCUGGCUCUGUUAUUGGCUUGCACUUGAUUCCUCCUUCUGGUGACUAUGAAGUCAUUGACUCUCAUGAAGAUGUGACGACUGAUACCAAAGAAAAAGAUGGGGAAAUUGAAGAAGAAAAACCCCAAACCAGAAUAACCUACAAUAUUGUUUUUGUUACUGCUGAAGCUGCACCUUAUUCAAAGUCAGGUGGAUUAGGAGAUGUUUGUGGUUCUUUGCCCGUAGCACUGGCUGGCCGUGGACACCGAGUCAUGGUUGUCUCUCCUAGAUACCUGCAUGGUACCCCUGCAGACAAAAAUAUUGCAGGUGCUUUAGAUAUAGAUCGGCGCAUCAAGAUAUAUUGCUUUGGAGGAGAGCAAGAGGUUGCAUUCUUCCAUGAGUAUAGGGAGGGUGUUGAUUGGGUAUUUGUGGACCAUCCUUCUUACCAUAGACCUGGAAAUCCAUAUGGUGACAGUCAUGGUGCUUUUGGUGAUAACCAGUUUCGGUUUACUUUACUUUGCCAUGCAGCGUGUGAAGCUCCAUUAGUGCUUCCAUUGGGAGGGUAUACCUAUGGAGAGAAGUGUCUCUUCCUUGUCAAUGAUUGGCAUGCUGGUCUAGUGCCAGUGCUUUUGGCUUCCAAAUACCAUCCAUUUGGAGUUUAUAAGGAUGCUCGGAACAUCCUUAUAAUUCACAACCUUGCUCAUCAGGGAGUGGAACCUGCAGCAACCUUUAAGAAUUUGGGAUUGCCUUCAGAUUGGUAUGGGGCAUUGGAGUGGGUGUUUCCUACAUGGGCAAGGACACAUGCUCUUGACACAGGGGAAGCUGUCAAUAUUUUAAAGGGUGCAAUUGUGACUGCUGAUCGGAUACUUACAGUCAGCAAGGGCUAUGCAUGGGAAAUAACAACUGUUGAAGGUGGAUAUGGUUUACAUGAGCUAUUAAGCAGUCGAAGGAAUGUUCUGAAUGGCAUUGCGAAUGGCAUUGACAUUGCUGAAUGGGACCCAUCUUCAGACGAGCAUAUUGGUUUCCAUUACUCUGCUGAUGAUCUCUCUGGAAAGGUUCAAUGUAAGACUGCCCUACAAAAGGAACUAGCUCUUCCAAUUAGGCCUGAAUGCCCCUUGAUUGGAUUUAUUGGAAGACUGGACUACCAGAAAGGCAUUGACCUGAUCCGUUGGGCAACUCCAGAGCUUAUGGAAGAUGAUGUACAAUUCGUAAUGCUUGGCUCUGGGGACCCACUGUAUGAGGACUGGAUGAGAGCAGCAGAGACAACUUACAGAGAUAAAUUUAGGGGUUGGGUUGGAUUUAAUAUUCCGAUUUCUCAUAGGAUCACUGCAGGCUGUGAUAUACUGUUGAUGCCCUCAAGAUUUGAGCCCUGUGGAUUAAAUCAAUUGUAUGCAAUGAGAUAUGCAACCGUACCAGUAGUUCAUGCCACAGGAGGGCUUAGAGACACGGUAGAGAAUUUCAAUCCGUAUGCUGGAGGUGGUAAUGGUGAUGGCACAGGGUGGACUUUUUCUCCCCUUACAAAGGAAAGUAUGCUGGAGGCAUUAAGAAUGGCUAUACUGACCUACAGAGAACACAAGUUAACUUGGGAGGGAUUGAUGAGAAGAGGUUUGCAGAGAGACUGUACCUGGGAAAGUGCUGCCGUUCAAUAUGAGCAGGUUUUCGAAUGGGCCUCUAUUGAUCCACCUUACAUUAUGUGAGCCGAAAACAGAAGACAAAAUCACAGGAAAAACCCUCAAAAGUCCCAAGACAUUCUAAUACUCAAGCUCUCACGGGGGCUGUUCAUGGCUUAAUCAGAGGAAAAAUGACGUGCCAGUAUAGUGUUUUUUCUGGUCCACAUUCCCCUCUAGCUAUGAGCUUCCAUUACUGUUGCAUUGGUUAUUCUUUUUGCUGAAAGUAUAAUUUAGUUUGCAAAUGCACUUUUUUUAUUCUACAUAGCACAAAAUUACCGUUGUAAUAUCUAAUAUCUAUAAACAGAAUACUGAAGAAACUAUUGCUUUGUGAAAUGUUACCCAUACCAGACAGAAUUACCUUCAA
Theobroma cacao (cacao) is the source of this 2528-nucleotide messenger RNA. RefSeq names its product glycogen/starch synthase, ADP-glucose type (gene SS1). Gene Ontology annotation, cellular component: chloroplast. The record is from RefSeq and is a predicted model, not a curated record. Gene Ontology annotation, molecular function: alpha-1,4-glucan glucosyltransferase (UDP-glucose donor) activity. NCBI's taxonomy places the organism in Eukaryota, Viridiplantae, Streptophyta, Magnoliopsida, Malvales, Malvaceae.